AUGGCCAUCUCUAGAAUUGGGAAGCUUGUGUGCUUUGUUGUGGCAUUAAUGGUGGUGACUGCACCCUAUGCAGAAGCUACCAUGACAUGCUCAGAGGUAGACACCAAGCUGUCAGCCUGCCUCGACUACCUACGCAAGGGUAGUUCUAUCUCUUCUUCUUGCUGUAAUGGUGUGAAGGGUCUUAACUCUGCUGCUAAUACCACCACCGAUCGUCAAACUACUUGUAGAUGCCUCAAGACACUCUACAGUUCCAUUUCUGGUAUCAAUCUCAGUUAUGCUGCUAAACUCCCUAGUGCUUGUGGUGUCAACCUCCAUUACAAGAUCAGCACCUCCACUGACUGCUCCAAGGUGAAGUGAAACUGAGAUGUGA
Telopea speciosissima is the source of this 370-nucleotide messenger RNA. Its product is annotated as non-specific lipid-transfer protein 1-like. Gene Ontology annotation, cellular component: membrane. Gene Ontology annotation, molecular function: lipid binding. Bases 1 to 357 code for a protein of 118 amino acids. The transcript has 2 exons. The record is from RefSeq and is a predicted model, not a curated record. NCBI's taxonomy places the organism in Eukaryota, Viridiplantae, Streptophyta, Magnoliopsida, Proteales, Proteaceae. Gene Ontology annotation, biological process: lipid transport.